AUGGGAUUUGGAUGUGGUGUUUUCAUUUUUGUCUUUCUUUUGAUCCAUUUAUACGUUCUGGUAUGUUCUCCGGUUCUUUUGGUGGCGGUCCGUGGGAAAGUGGUGAAGGGGGGGGAGAGGAUGGAUGGAAGGAGUAAAAGGAGGGCCGUCUGGUCGGCUGUAUCCACAGGUUUAAUAGAUGUCGUACCAUACACGUUUUCUCUUUUCCUUGGAUGGAUGGGGUAUUUUGGAUAGAGGGGUUGGUAUUUGCUCGUUGGUGUUGGUUGUUUAUGUGGCGGGACGUUUUUUUUUAGUGGUGUUGAAGGGUCUGGAGUUGAUGCUGAUGUUAAGUUUAUAAUGUUGUUUUCCGAG
Molecule: messenger RNA, 351 nt
Organism: Tuber melanosporum (Perigord truffle)
Lineage: Eukaryota; Fungi; Ascomycota; Pezizomycetes; Pezizales; Tuberaceae
Exons: 1
Coding region: 1-234 (77 amino acids)
Source: RefSeq, a predicted model, not a curated record